This is a messenger RNA of Tachysurus fulvidraco (yellow catfish), 1556 nucleotides long. RefSeq names its product sarcoplasmic reticulum histidine-rich calcium-binding protein. The coding region runs from base 311 to 1261 and encodes 316 amino acids. The record is from RefSeq and is a predicted model, not a curated record. Gene Ontology annotation, molecular function: calcium ion binding. The transcript is spliced from 6 exons. NCBI's taxonomy places the organism in Eukaryota, Metazoa, Chordata, Actinopteri, Siluriformes, Bagridae.
CAUAGAGGACAUCAAUCGAGCGGCCUUACAUGCAUGUGGUCUUGUCAGUCAUCUCACUUUGCUUCCUUGCUCCAUUUUGUUCUGUGAUUGCGUGUGCCGGUGUAUUGGCACGUGUGUACUUGUGUGUAUGUGACUGUGUGAUCACUGCCUGCAAAGGAAGGAGACAAAAAGCAGACCUGCUGCCGCAACCUGGCUUACAAGAGUUGUUUACUUUCUUUUAUCUUGUGCAAAGAACUAAAGUUUAACAGGGUUUAGGGUGGGGACUGAACUAGACUGGAAGAUCCGGUUCCUUCUUUUGUGACGGUUGAAAAUGGCAGCUUUGCGUCGUGGCCUAGUGUGGCUGCUGCUAGCACUGCUGAGUGUCGGAGUAUGGACUCAGGUAGCAGUGGAGGAAGAGGAGGAAGAGAGCCAGGAUGAAGCAGAGGAGCUGGGGGAAUUAAAGACAGAAGAAACUGACGAAGAAGGUGAAGAAGCGUCUGAUGAGGAAGCACAGGAUCCAGGUGGAGAGAGUGAUGAAGAGGAAAAGGAAGAAACAGAAGCAGAUGAUGAUGAUGAUGAUGAGGAGGAGGAGGAGGAGGAGGAGGAAGAAGAAGUAGUAAGUGAAGUGGAUAAAACAACUGAGGAAAAAUCUGCAGACGAAGGCACUUCGGAGGAGGAAGAAGAUGAUGAGGAAGAAGACGAUGCAGAGGAGGGUGAAGCUGAUGAGGAGGAUGAUGUAGAGGAGGAAGAGGCCGACAACGAAGUCAGCAAGGACGAGGGUGAAGGAGAUGAAGAUGCAGAGGAGGAUCAGGCUGACGAUGGAGAUGAGGAGGAAGAAACAGAAGAGGAGGAAGGGGAGGAGAUUAGUGUGUCUGAUGACAAAGAUGGCAGUGAGGAAGAUGAUGAUGAUGAUGAUGAUGAAGAGGUAAAGGAUAACGAAGAACAAGCGGAAGAUUUUGAUGAGGACGAGGCCAAAGACGAGGAAGAUGAAGCUCGGGAUCAAGCUGAAGAACAAACUGGUGAUGAUGAAAAUUCAGAGACCAAAACCUCAACACAGUAUCACAGUGGAUCUCUGUGUACCAUGUGCUCCAUCUGUGAGCACUGCAGUAGUUGUGAUAAAUGCCCGUGUGAGGCAGGAGACUCAUCGGCACAUUGCCAACACUGUGACCGGUGUUCCUACUGCUACGCAUGUCCCGUGAUCUGUGAGACAAUAUGUGAGCCAGGUGGCUUUAUGGAUGUGAUGUCUGGGACAGUGUACGAAACUCUUGCUGCAUAUUUCUGAGAACUUUUCACAUCGUCUCCUGUGCCAUCCUGUGGAGAAGAGCAAGAGUAAAGCUCAGAGUGAAUUUAAAAAGAAAAGUGCCGCAGUCUGAAACGUGAUCUUCGAUCUCUCCGUGCUAUGAAAAUUCAUAUUAACAGGAUGGAGAUAUUUAACAGAUCAGAUAUUUUAAAUGAGUUUUUUGUUGUUGUUGUUGUUGUUUUUGUUUACAUGAAUUCUUUUAUCAGAAAUGGCAACAAUAAAAUACAGACUAUUUGUUUUUAGUUGCAUUCAUUAAACUUAUGAUGAAAGACUUGUA